AUGGUCGUUGAUUUGCGCUACUACCGUGAAGCAGGCCCAAUUAUGGCCUGCAUUGCUGGAAAGGCAUAUAUGAAAUUGAUGGGAGGAUACGACUUUCCGGGAUCAAACUCUUCCAUCGACUUACACGCCAUCACCUCGUGGAUUCCAGAACAUAUGUAUCUCAAUGGUAACGAUUUUCAACGGGAGAAGAGCUGGAAACGGAUUUACGAUGGAUUCAUUAACGGCAAAGCAUUACUUACUCUCGGCACUGGGGAGACGGUGACUAGCGAAGAUCGAUGGAAAGACAUUCUGAUUGCUGCACAUAACUAUGCUAUCGUGGGUCUUGAAGAUGAUGGCACAACGCAAAAUCUCAAGGUGCUGAAUCCAUGGAGGCGCACAGAUGCAAGUCAAGGCGGUGGCUGCUUACCAUUUCGUGGGGCCUGCAUCAAACCAUCACUACCGUUUGAGGCAGGCGGAUUACCUCGUGCGGACCAAGUCCCAAACAAAAUUCGAAUCAAAGACACGCCAUCGGACGAAAUUAUUUCUCUCAUCGCGGCUCGAGAUGGGAGUGGUCCCGAAACCGGGUAUACCCUCUCCAUAUACUCUCAUGCGAAGAUCGAGAUUGAAGCCAUCACCAAGGUUCUUGGAUAUAUAAAAACCGCGAAGGGAAAUUUCACCAGCAAGAGUGCAGGUGGUAAUGCAUCACUCCCCACGUUCAUGAAUAAUCCACAAUACCGUGUUCGUAUCGGAAAUGGAACUGAAGGAGGUAGCAGAGGGCGUGUGCCGGUGAAACUAACAGUUGAAGGUGCACGUACAUUACCGCUCAACAUGAAGCUCGUAUGGUCGGGGGGAAAGAGGGUUUCAGAUGUAGUUGCCGGAGACGUGAUUCUUGACUCUGGCGCAUACAAUUUUGGAUUGGCAUGCACUGAAGGAGAAGUCCAAUCUGGUGAUUAUACGUUGGUUUUGUCUUCGUUCAGAGCUGGACAACAGGGAGAAUACGCUCUUAGAGUUGAAUGUGAUGCGAGUGUAGAAAUCUCUCUGCUUCCCCCGGAAGGAGCGGGUAUGUUUCAUAAAACUGUUAAAGGCGCUUGGGACGCGGCGUCUGCCAUGGGUGGCCCUUCGUCAGGAAAAUACGAGCAUAACCCAACUUUUGAGAUCGCAGUGUCUUCACCGACUCAAGUCAGUGCACGACUUCAAAUCAUUUCUAAGCAACAAUCAUCACUUCCACCUCCGCCUGCAUUGAACUUAACGCUAUUCGAGCGCAAUCCUCAGGGACUACCAGGGAAACAAGUGGCUACGUCUGGCGCAUAUAGUGACGCAGUCUCGGGCGUGAUGCUUCCAGAUACAGCUUUACGACCUGGGAUUAUCUUUUUGUGCCGUCGACCUAUUACCCCAACGUCCUAA
Molecule: messenger RNA, 1383 nt
Organism: Rhizoctonia solani
Lineage: Eukaryota; Fungi; Basidiomycota; Agaricomycetes; Cantharellales; Ceratobasidiaceae
Exons: 14
Coding region: 1-1383 (460 amino acids)
Biological process (GO): proteolysis
Molecular function (GO): calcium-dependent cysteine-type endopeptidase activity
Source: RefSeq, a predicted model, not a curated record